UCAUUAGGUGCAGGCUUUGCGGAGGAGGGAUGGUGGGGAGCGCAGCGCUGGCAGCCGGCGGAGGUGGGGAUCAGCCCCUGCCACGGCCGGGGGAGUCAUUAAAACCCCGGUCAGCAGCAGCCGGGGAGCGGCAGUGAGCAAUCUGCCGGGGCGUUAGUGCCCUGGAUUAUUGCUGCGAGCAGCUGAAGGAGAGCAGAGAAGAGGCGUGAGCUGAGAGGAAUGACAAAGAGGGGAAGGAGAGGAAGAAGCCCUGGAGGAGGAGGAGGAGGAGGCGGGGGGAGGCUGGAUGAGCGCCGCAGGCAGCGCAGGGUGCUCCAGCAGCGAUGCUCUGCUGUCCCAGCAUCUGCCCGGUCCCCGCUCCCCGAGCAGCGUGCGGUGUCCCCGUGUGUGUCCUGUUGGCCCUGGGCGCCCUGUCCCUUGGCAGCCCCCUCCCCUUGCUCCCUGGGGCCCUUGGGUUCCUUUCUUGUGUCGCUUUUGUUUUCCCCGGAGAGAGGUGGAGUUGCCGGGUCACUCGGAUCGCUCACUGUCGCUUUCCCAUGGGGUCUUACCCGGGUUUACUAAAGCUCUUCUGUCUCUUCAUCCACGCGGGUCGUAAAUCUGGGGCUUGUCUCGCUGGGCUCUGGGCUGUUGCCAGUCUUCAGAUGAUCCGGCUUCUCAAAAUGAGGAAUGCUUCUCGUGGCAUUUCUAACUCCCUCCCAUCACCGGCGGCAUUGGAAAGGGCAGGGGGGAGGACGCGUGCGCUGCGGCAGCCGGCUCCAAAGGCAGUGCCGGGAGCCGCGCGUCCGCGUGGUGGCUGGGAGGGCUGGCGAGGUGCGGGGCACGGCGCGGCACGGGCGCUUGGGCAGGUCCUGGGGGUGCCAUCAUCCCGCCUGCCCAUCCCAGAGCCUUCGCCGCCGAGGAGCCUCGGCAGCAUGAGCGUUGUGCCAAGGCUGAGAAGCUGCUGCUGUGAGACCCCGACGGCUCUUCCCGACGACGCCGAGGGCCGAACGCGAGCGUGAGCUCCCACCUGCGACCGCAGCACGAGGUACCUGCUCCUGGCCUCCAGGUACGUCGCUCCCACCGAGCAGCCCAGAGAGCCCAGCGCGAGCACCGCAGGAGGAGCUGGGCUGAAUAAAAGACCGAGCGCUCGGUGCCAGUGUCUAAUGGCACCGAAGUGAAGGCGAGCGCUGCUGCCGGGCGGCCGGCCUGCCGCCGAUGCAUCCCCGCUCCUAGCGCCGAGGGGUCGGGAGGGACGGCCGAGGAGGGGAGAGCCCGAGGGGCCAGCCGGGAAGACGAGGAUCGCGGUGUGCGGAAGAGGACGGACCCGCGAGCAGCUUCACGGCUACCUGUCGACACAUGCUGUGCUCCAUGGCUAACUCGGGCUGCCUCCUUGUCUCCAACUCAGGCAUGCUUCCUCACUCUCUCCCCUGUCCUCCAGCCUUCCUCUACCUCCAACAGGGUAACCAGGACGCCACGGCUCCGCCAGACGCGAUGGCUCAGCCCUACCCCCCGGCCCAGUACCCCCCGCCCCCCCAGAACGGGAUCCCCGCAGAGUACGCGCCGCCGCACCCCCACCCCACGCAGGACUACUCGGGGCAAAGCACAGUACCGGAGCACGCCAUGACCCUCUACACACCAGCACAGAGCCACGCCGAGCAGCCGGGCACCGACGCCAGCACACAGUCCAUAGCAGGGACGCAGACGGUACCGCAGACAGACGAGGCGGCACAGACAGAGAGCCAGCAGCUACACUCCUCAGACAACACAGACAAGCAGCAGCCCAAGAGGUUACACGUCUCCAACAUCCCCUUCCGAUUCCGGGACCCCGACCUGCGGCAAAUGUUCGGGCAAUUCGGGAAGAUCCUGGAUGUGGAGAUCAUUUUCAAUGAGCGGGGCUCCAAGGGUUUUGGGUUUGUAACUUUUGAAACUAGCACAGAUGCCGACCGGGCACGGGAGAAGCUGAAUGGCACCAUCGUAGAGGGCCGGAAGAUUGAGGUGAACAACGCCACGGCCCGGGUCAUGACGAACAAGAAGGCUGCCAACCCCUACACCAACGGCUGGAAGCUGAACCCGGUGGUGGGAGCAGUCUACGGCCCCGAGUUCUACGCAGUAACGGGGUUCCCGUACCCUGCCACAGGGACAGCUGUGGCCUACCGAGGGGCACACUUAAGGGGACGAGGACGCGCUGUCUACAACACCUUCCGGGCUGCGCCGCCGCCACCACCCAUCCCCACCUACGGCGCGGUCGUCUACCAGGACGGGUUCUACGGAGCCGAGAUCUACGGGGGCUACGCCGCAUACAGAUACGCCCAGCCCGCGGCAGCAGCAGCAGCAUACAGCGACAGUUACGGCAGAGUGUAUGCAGCGGCAGACCCGUACCACCACACCAUCGGCCCCGCCGCCACGUACAGCAUCGGCACCAUGGCUAGUCUAUACCGAGGAGGGUACAGCCGCUUCACUCCCUACUAGCAAGACAGACACAGCCCCCCCACCACUAGCACUGACGCUCACUAGCACCAAACACACCAGGCAGACAGAGCCGAGGCCGAGCCUCUGGAGGAACCGCGGUGCCCGCAGGGCUGGGGCUGGGGCCGGGCUCCGCGGGGCCUCGGCAGCCCCCCGUAGGGUUGCGGCUCCGUCCCACCGCCCGCCCGCAUCUCCUGCACCAUCCGUCUGCCCCGGCGCAGCCCUGCGCCUCGGUGCUGCCCGGCUCCUGCCCCCGGCAUCCCUGGGGAGCGGGGCCGACCCUCGGCCCCAGUGGCACCCCGCUGCCGGAGUCGGGAUGCGGGGUCCCCCGGCAGCUCCACUGCGGCCCGAGUCCCCUGGGGGUGCCGAGGGCUUGUCCCCCCGUGAGGCAGGAGGGGAUGCUCGGUGCCAACGGCAGCCCUGGAGCAGCCCCUCUGCCCCCCAUAAGAGAGACAGGAGCCGGCGGGGGCUGCUGCGUGCUCCUCGGGGAUGGAGCCGGGCUGGGGCGGGUGUGGGACCCGGGGGGGCAGCCCCCCGCUUCUCCAGGGCAACUGCACUGCUCUGCAGAGGAGCUGCGGCGCAGGGGUCCAGCUGCAGGGCUGGGGCAUGGUGCGGGGCUCGGGGGGCCGGGCUGGUGGCCGCAUCCCUCCGGGCCAGGCUGCCCCGCGGCCGCUCCGAC
Messenger RNA from Chroicocephalus ridibundus (black-headed gull), 3124 nucleotides. RefSeq names its product RNA binding fox-1 homolog 3 (gene RBFOX3). Gene Ontology annotation, biological process: regulation of alternative mRNA splicing, via spliceosome; nervous system development. Gene Ontology annotation, cellular component: nucleus; cytoplasm. NCBI's taxonomy places the organism in Eukaryota, Metazoa, Chordata, Aves, Charadriiformes, Laridae. The record is from RefSeq and is a predicted model, not a curated record. The transcript has 15 exons. The coding region runs from base 1336 to 2448 and encodes 370 amino acids. Gene Ontology annotation, molecular function: mRNA binding.